GAGAGAGAUGCCUUGACUUUUCAUCAGCCCCUGACCCUUCAGCUCCAGUCUUCCGAUAUGAGUGCGUUGCUUUCCAUUGUUUCAGCCCUAGCGUAGGUGUCGUGCUACACUACAUCUAAGUUGUCUAUCCAACGGUAUUGGAAGCCCCCAAAAGACCGUGGGUCCGAUAGCACAACGACCCUCAACUGCAUGGCGGUCAUGCAAGGUCUAAUCGUGAAACACGAUAAUGGUGACAUCCGUGCGAUAAUCGAGCGCACGACCGCGAUUGACGUGCUUUGCUGAGUACAAAAAGAGGAUUUGUCGCUUCAGUGCAAAGGCACGCUGCAAGGAGGCAUCCGCAUCUGGAAUACACCAUGGCGUUCUAUUGUGGUGGCUUUGUUCGACUUGACAACAGAGAAGUCGUUAAUAGACAAGCUGCUUGCUUCAACAGGAGGGCUCUCGCAUGUUCUGUCUGUCUUUGUUAUCACUUCCUGCUUCACCGGUUGCUAGGUCUGUUUGCUAGGCCUGCAACUCCAUACGCUUAUACCCGCGAGCGCGCAACACAACUCAGGACAUACAGACUCAACAACUACGACAUGGCAGCCAGACAUCAACUUCGCGCGCUCACCCAAACCCCUGAGCUCGGUCUUUCUGAUGCAGAAGAUUCGUAUUCUUCCAGCGAAGAGGAGAUGCCAGAACGCGAUGAGACCGAUCACCUGCUGAGACAAGCCCACCAUUACGUUAUCACAGAGGGAGGUAACGAUCCACCUACAACCUACAUGGAACGCAUUCAGCGCAUAAACCAAAGUCUGAUACACGAGAUAUCGAGACAUGGCUACGACUGCGAUUCCAAGCUGUAUCGCCGUGUCAAACAAAAGGUCGACCACGUACUGCGUGAGUUCGAGGAUGCUGUAGACGCAGACUCUAGCGUUUACGACUACGAGGAGAUGCCUGAGUACUACACUGCAGCGACAGAGGGGGCUCUGUACCUUAUGGACUCUAGUCCUCUGACGCCUGACGGCCCACCUGGUCGACGCACAACGAAGCUCAACGGAAAGGACGAUAUAGAGAGGACCUACCGCUACGGUGAUCCUGGAAACCACCCAGAGAACUGGUACAAGAACGCUGCAGAAUCUCUACCGUUUCCAGAAACUAUUCACAUGGCCGACGGGGAGAGCAUGCGGAUUCAUUGGGACUUUGCUACUACAGGUAACGUGGAGAAGAUUGAGCCCGUUAUCUCUAACGGUGUAUCGUUCAACGAUCCUCGCCUUGUCCACCACAACAGUCAGGCUCAGUAUGAGUCUGGGUCACGGUUCAAGCUACCUGCGAUCGACCCGGCGGAUAUGGCGAAGGUCAACGAGUUCGGAACUGUUGAUGAGCUUCACAAGGCUGUUGAUGCGUUCAACCAGAGCGACGACACAACGAAGGAAAACGGAGACUACAAAUACGCCCCACGUGUUUUCCUAGAUCGAUUGGACGUUGGCCAGCAAGACAGUCCUCAGGCUCUAAUCGACGUAGUCCGCAGCGCUGUCAACACUACGCCCACUAGGCCUCGCACAAGUAGCACCGGCAGCAGCAAGAUCAGCUCCGCACCAUCAGCAACUGAGACCUUGUUCAACAAGCAGCAGCAGCAACCUUUGCCAUCCGGACCAGGCGAUGACGCCUCCUCCCAUACCGUCGAGGCUGACCACCACUACGACAACCUCCCUGUCGCCUUCUCCUCACCUUCCAGCAACCCAUCUCCCCCUCAAGCCACUAUUCCUGAACCAUCAUCACGCAACGACCACGACGUCUCCCCGGCAAUCCGGCGCAUCAAAGCCGCCACCGAAGCGUCCAUCCGCUCUUCAUCCCUCCCACCAAGCCCACCCGCACAACCCGAGGCAGCUACCCAGGUAGCUACCCAUGUCUCAAUCUCUGCAAAGAGGCCCCGCGGCCGCCCACGCAAGCACCCACUUCCCGAAGCUACGGAGCUAACAGUGCCGGCGUACCAGACGACUGCAACGAGGAAGCGCAAGCAUCUGAGCAUAGAUGCGACUGUUGAGGCACAGGCCGAGGAGAGAGUUAAGAUAGUUGAGGAGGUGCCGGCGAAGCGCAAGAAGAUUACUCAGACCUACGGAUGGUACAAGAGCAACAGCGAGCUUCGUCGGGAGCCUAGUCAAACUAGACCCUGCACACCCACCACCGCCACAGAGCCAGAGACUCUGCACACGCCGGCCAUGACCCUUGCGGAGACGCCUGCUCUAACGCCCGCUUCGUCGGCGGUGUCGACGCCGCCUGUGGCUAAGGCGAGGACUGCUGGGAAGCAGAGGAAGGUUAGAACGAAGAGGGGCUCUGAGGAGCGCGUUAGCCCAGAAAGGUCCGCUGAGAUCAUGACGGAGAGGAGUAGGGGCGGUGCUGCGGUGGGGCACGAAAGUAUUCAGCGACGAAGUACGAGGAGCGUUAAGCUUCGCGCGACAUAG
This is a messenger RNA of Macroventuria anomochaeta, 2438 nucleotides long. RefSeq lists its product as uncharacterized. The transcript has 2 exons. Bases 354 to 2438 code for a protein of 694 amino acids. NCBI's taxonomy places the organism in Eukaryota, Fungi, Ascomycota, Dothideomycetes, Pleosporales, Didymellaceae. The record is from RefSeq and is a predicted model, not a curated record.